Porites lobata is the source of this 16926-nucleotide messenger RNA. NCBI's taxonomy places the organism in Eukaryota, Metazoa, Cnidaria, Anthozoa, Scleractinia, Poritidae. The record is from the annotation of a GenBank genome assembly.
AUGGCCGCCGAAGAUGUUUGCACGACAGAAAUGGACUCUUCAACUGCUUGGUUAGUUGAAAGAGCAAGGCAAAGUUUACGAGAAAAUAAUCCUUACGAGGCAAAAGCUUGGUUAAUUACUGCGAAGACCUUGUAUCCGAAAGAUUUUGGUAUUCAGGUGAGGUCUCUUGCAAUCCAAGUUUCCUUUAUUUAAAUUAAAGAAAAGGUUAUUGCAUGAAUGAAUAUACGUAUCCCCCCGUUGAGGACCAAUAGAAUUCUUCAGGGGUAAGUUAUAAAAAUUGAGGAUUUCUUUAGAGGUAAAGUAAAAAAAAAUAUGGAAUUCUUUGGGUGUGGAUCUUUAUAAAUUCUCAUGAAAUUCCUCAGACCCAUAUUCUUCAUGAGGUAGACCCAUAUUUUAUGGAAGUCUUCAGUGCUGAAUGCAAUUUUAUUAAAUCUCCAGGGGCAAAAAGAAAACGAAAGUCCUCAAGGAGGGGGGGGGGGAUAUGGGAUAUGGAUACUAAAAGCAACCCAAUUUUAUCAUGAUUCAAUGUUUCACCAUUUUCUUGACCACUUUUUUUGAAUAUCAAUAUUAUUUUUAGUAUGAAGCAUACAGUAUUGAAAGAAAUGCUGAGAGAGUGCAGGAGUCUGCUAAGCUCUUCUACCACAUGUAAGUCUGGGCCUCUAUCUCAUGGGGGUUGGGGGUAGGGGUGGGGGCAGUGGCACCUCCUAUGGCACAGAACUAAAGCUGAGGGUUUUUCACGACACACUUUUUCAACCAAAAUGAUUUAAGCUUCCUGUGUGUCUGCUCCUUCUCUUCUUCCCCAGUGUUGAGAUGCUUGCAAAUGAGCAAAUUUAUCUUUAAAUCAAUAUUGGUGAUAGACUGCAAAACAAUCCAUAUUUUGUGUAUUCAAGUACCCACGAGCAAACAAAAGGUCUGGAACAAAAUGAAAAUGGAGAGAUUGAGACUGGGGAGAGGCGCUAAUUUUUCUCUUGCCACUACACACGCCCAUAAGGUGCGCGCGUGAGACUACUAAUUUGUUUACUGAUUUUGAGAAAAAAACCAACUGUUUUGCAGUCUACAUUGGUGAAGAUGUAAUGUGACUCAGGUUUCAACAUCUGUAUGAAACUCAACUAUUGUAGGUAUUUGGGGGGACACUCCUCUGCCCAGCAAAAUGAAAUUGCAGCUGUGAUUCAGUGAGCAGUGAAACCCCAUUCCUAGAGAAUUGCAUGAUCGAAGUGAUAAGAAAUGCUAGCAAUAUAAGUACCAGACUUUUUCUAAUCAAUUUUCUGAUUACUGUAAAUUAGGUUUGAGCAGUUUCCUGACAGUGACUUGCUUUGGAAAGAAGUCGCAAGUUUCACAGAUGCUCUAGAGGGUGAAGUAAUGAAUCAACACAGCAAAUUUCUGACAGGUGAAUGUCCAUGAACCUUAUAUCUUGAUUUGUUUCUCUGCAUAACAUGUAUUUUUAAUACUUUAAUAAAAGCAAAAAAAAGUCCAGAUGCUUUUUUCUGGCAGAUCUGAAAAUUAUUCCAUAUGGCUUAGUUUGCAAAAUCUCUCCAGCUAACUCUCAAACUUUGUCACCAGCAAUAUAACGGACCAGUAAUUUGAAAAAGGACUUAAUAUUUCUUUUCUUUUAUUUGAACUUUUUAUUUAACAACUUCAUUCAAAAUGACCAUUAUUUUUCAGACAUGUUCAUCCUUCCACAGCAACUUCAUGAACACCCAAAUGUUUUUCAUUCAAAAUUACCUCAAGAAGACCAUUUUAUUUUUCCAGAAACCAUGUUCAGAUCCAUGUCCUUCUACUGCAGCAUCCAUUUUAAGAAGAAACUUCUUCUCUUUCAAGCCAUGCCAGCAUUUAGUCAGGGGGCCAGGUUUAUGCAAAAAACCAUAUUUCUCCCAUGAAAAUCUUGUCCCACUAUGUUUUUUCGCUUUUAAGAUCUUAAAAGGCUUUCCCAGAAACUUUUCCCACUGAAAUGAACUUAAAUCCCAAAGGAUUUGAGGCAAGAACCCAUUCUCCCUGAUUUGUCACUUUUAAACCAGAAACCUUUUGCUUUCUGCACUGCCCCAUCUGCAUCAGGCUGCCUGUGCAGAUCCAAUAGUCCCUUUUUGGCAAAAUUCACAGGACUGAAUGGUUUAAUCUCAAAUCCAGGUUUCACUCCAUCUGACACUAAAAAUGGCAACCUCUCUUGGCCAUGGGAGAUCCUGGUAUGAGAUAAAAUGAUUGAUUAUGAUUAUAAUGUGUCCAUUCUUAACCUGGGGCGGGUUUGCAAGUUGUUAAGGCAAAGCUCCAAUCUUCUCUGGCAUGAAUGAAUCAGUACAAAAAAUGGUUUUGAAAUGGCUCAGUUGUCAACAAAUUUGAAGGUCCAUUUGCAUUAUUCAUAAACCUAAUUACCUAAUUACUUCAUAAACCUAAUUACUUAAGUUAAAUUCUUGAAAUAAAGUUUUAUUGUUUUUGUUAAGCCUUACUUUAUGUUUUUCCAGGGAGAUGCAAAGAUUGCAUUGAAAAAUGUCGAAUGAUGCUACUUCUGAUGAGGAGGUUCCCUGACGUGAUCCCAAGAAAUGGGGUAUAGUUGAAUGUUACAUGAUUAUGUAACAGUAGUUUUUUGUCUUUUAUUGGCUUGUUUCAAAUACAGAGACAGUUUUGCCACUAGCCUUUCAUCCUGUUGACAGUGUCCCCUCCUCUGGCUCCUAGAGAUCAUGAACGCCUGUGUGGCUGAUGCAAAAAGGAGAGUGGAUAAAAAUGCUAAAGGGAACGGGUGAUCUUGGGAAUGAUGUUGAAUAACCCUAGAAAGAGCAAAGAACAAGUAGUGUAUGAAAUACAGGGGUGCAUGCACGUCCCAUUUACCUUGUUUAAACCAUGAAGACCUAGGGCCCGGUUCCUCGAAAGAUGGCUAAGUUUAACCCAGGAUUAAGCCAAAUUUGAACUCAAAUCUAAGAACAUGCAACUCAAAUUCAGUUUAAAUCUGUUUGCCCUUUUGACUAGGGAUACAGCUAAAUGAUAAUACAAAAAACUUAUCCUGAGCAAUGUGUUUUUGAAACAAGAAAAAACAAAAACAGAAAAAAUUUAAUUCUGGAUUAACACUUAACUGACCUUUCACAAACCUGGGCCCUAGGAGUAACAAUCAUCAAUAUUUUCCUAACAAUAUAAAGACAUACUGUAUUUCCUCGAAUAAUAGCCGGGGUUGGGGUUGGUUAUUUCUGUUUUUGCACCAAAAGGGGGUGAUUAAUAAUAUUGAGGGAAGGCGAUUAUUCGAGGGAGGCGAUUAUUUGAAGUAUUGCUCAGUGGAAGUCGGGCCCUAAAUAUUUUGUUUUAUUUUCCCAUUAAAUCAAAAAAUUAUCACAUUGAAUGAGCUUUUUUUAAGUGUUCCAAAUUUGUUUUUCGUUGAUUCAUUUUUAAAGCUUGAAUCAUCACUGAUCAGUUUUGCUGGAUCAGAUUCCCCUUCAACUUGACAGGGAGGGGGUAAAAGAAAGAGAAGAUGGCGAGAGGGAUGGGAGGGGGGGGUGAUUAUUCGAGGGAGGCAAUUAAUCAAGGGACGGCUUUUAUUCAAGGAAAUAUGGUAAUCAAAAGUAAAGGUUGUGAGAAAUAAUAAAAUGAUCACCAAAGGGAAUUAUGCUUUGAUCUUUUUUCAAAUCCUAUGUGAAAUAGUGGCAUAUGAAAUUUUUGAGCGAAUUCUGUGUAUUAAGACUGAUCAGUUUUCAUUUCUUUUUAACCAAGGUGACUUUGAUCGAGAUGUUAAUUAAUGCUGAAAAGUCUGAGUAUCCUGAUACUGCGGUUAACCCAUACAGGAAGUUGUUAGGUACAAAUCAAAUUUAAAUUGGUCUGGAUAUUCUACAUUUACAAGCAAAUGUGUCCAUGUUCAGAGGACUCUGCAAGGGUGGAUCUGGGGGAUUCCCUGCAUGCCCUUUUACCUUCUUUUACCCCAGCUAUUACUUCUUCAUUUUAGAUACAAUAUUAGUAUCUUUCAUGACCCUUCCCCAACCCUGCCCCUUGUCAAAAUCCUAGGUCUGUCCCUACUUUGAGUAAAUAUGUUUUCUCUGAAAUGUGUAAUUGAGAAUACUGGGAAUAUAGCCACCUCCCCUCCCUGGAUGGGAUACUAUUCCAUCGCAGGGUUCCUCCAGUAGUACGUCGCCAGUUCUCCUUGUAUACCUGAGUGAAGAGAGACAACACAUAGAGCAAAGCUUCUUCUCUAAGGAAACUUUGCGAUGGCAAUUAGCCUUGAACUCAGACCUAAAGAAUACAAAGUUUAAGGUGUUGACCAUUUGGCCAUGGCCAUGGCCAUGUCUCCUUUCUACUUUCACUUUUUAGUAUCAAUAAAUAUGUAGAUGUACAUUGACAAUAGCCAUUAAUAAUUAUUAUUUAAUUAAUUAAUUAAUUACUUUAAUUAUUAUUUAAUUGUUUAAUAAUUAAUUAUUAUUUUUCCCAUUUCAGUUUGUGAUGUACUGCCUCAUUUACUGGCCAGUGAAAACAUGACAGUUCAUGCUACUCGUGUGAGUAGUAGCAGUAGCCAAGAUGAAGAGGUUUGUGAUUUCCUACAGGGUGACUUUUGAUCAAUCUUUGUUGAUAUGAUUAUUCUCAUAAAUAAAGUCGUUACUUUGAAACAACACGAGGAACAAGAACAAGGAGUAGAGUUUGGCAGAGAUGCCAACCUCUGGGAGAUCUGAAAUCUGGUGACUGUCUCUUUUGCAGUAAUCCUCUCCCAAUAUCACCCACCUCACUAUACCUCCUAUACACACAAAUUGACCCAGUUCCCAGACCAAGUUGUGGAUGUAGCUCAGGACUUUAUACAUAGUCUUACAUGAAGGGUGGAACAUCAGCCAAUGCUUCCAUGAAUGUAAAGAUGAAAAUAGUCUUUGUCAGCGUUGAAAUGUGUGCAAAAAUGCUGCCAGAAAUGGUGCUAUGAUAGUCUUAAAUAUUUGAUCUGUCUGGUCAUUGUGUCUGACCACAAGUAGGAUUUUGUCGCACAUUGGGCAAAUUUCAUUUAGACAUUUCUCUUGAUAAUUUGCGGCUCUGCUUUUUAUUUUCUUGUCGGAAUAAAAAGGGCAAUCCUAAAGAGAUAAAUUUCAUCAGUUUGCCCACCCAUCAGGGUGCAAAGAAAGUCAGUUUUACAGCUUGCCAUUCGGGAAUGCUGUAGCUAGCAUGUGCUCCCCCAAAAGUCAUUUCAACUUGAGAGUUAAAAUUUUUGUUGAGCAUUGAUUUCAGUUCUUCUGUAAUUUGAAUUUCCCAAAAAAAUUCACUAGCCCUAAGGCAAAAUCCACUAGCUCUGGGCUUUUGGACACUACUUUCUUUGUCCACUGUUCAUAUCAUGAAUCAGAAUACAGGAUUUGAUUCAUCAUGUCCAAGUGAGGUGCCCUCCAUUUAUACUAUACUAACAGUUUUAACUUUCCUCAUUCAGGACCUUCCUUCUGGCAUCUCACUAACCCAGGUGUACAAGUGGCUAGAGUUAUCCAUUCAGUUCUAUGUCUCAUGUGCCACUGUACAUAAUUCAGUAAAUGAACACUCUGAUACUCAGUAUAACAGCCUCAUAGACACUAGCAUUAUUGCAGAAGUACUUGAUGGCAAAGGUCCGUGGAUAGCCCUUCAUGAAUUGUUUUACUUGACGGCCAAAAAGUGCGGUUGGAUUGAGAUCUGUAGCAUUCAAGAAAGGCUUGAUUCUCACAAGUACAGGUAGUGUAGAAGUGAAAUAACUAUUGCAAGUUGCUUGAUCAAGGAUGUAUAGGAAUAGGCCCUUUGAUCAAGGAUAUAUGGAGGAAUAGGCCAAGACAAACAAAGAAAAUUACCAUUUCAGAUUAUGUAUAUCUUUUGAUCCCAGCCAUUCAUGUGGCACAAAACCACUGUGCCCUGUCCAGAAGAAUGGUCCUAAAAAUCUGUGUGCACACUGGGACAAUUGAAAAAAGAUUGAAAGAAAAUUUAAAACCAUUUCAAAAAAGGGCCUUCAAAAGGGUGUGAUUUACUUUCUACAGUCAAAAAACCUAAUCCAUUUUUCAAUAAUAUUACUGGAACUGAAACAGGUGUAGAUCAGUACCAGAUACAUGUAUCCACAGCAACUUUUAAUUACUUAUUCACUUGGUUUUUCAUUGAUGUUGCAGAAGUAGCAAUGAUCACUGGACAAGUAUCUCUGAGUUGCAUCAGAAAUUAAAGAAAAUGACAAAACACAGUUCAGAAGAGGAGGUUGGUGAUGACACUGUAGAAAAAACUGGACUCAUGUAUGCUGCCACCAUCUUGUUCCUGCAAACUGUUUGGGAAUACUGUCGUGUGGUCAACAGGCUUGAUUCAGUUUGUGAGUAAAGACCAAUGUAGCGAUAGUUCAUUCACUUAAUAGAGUAAAUUUUGUUAUAAUGUGAUAAAUGCCAUGACUGGCAGAUCUGCCAGAAAAGGCUUGUUGCUGGCCUGGGUGUGCUACCACUGCAGACAUUGUUGUGUUGUGUUGUUGGCCUAAGCAUCACAGGAAUGUCACUAAGCUUUCAAGUUGCCAGGUAAAUACCACAUUAGGCAGGGAAUCAAACAGCUAGGGAUUUCUUUUGGCUCUAUUUUUCUGUGAAAGUAGCCCAGAGCCGCAUUUAUAGUAGCUGGGGGAAAUCCUUGGUCCCCGCCUCUUUAUGACAGCCCUGGCUUCAACUCAUAGUACCAGCUGGGAGGUGAGGUGUUACUCAAUGGAAGUUGACAGUCAUGUUAAUUGCCAAAAGGUAAUUAAUGCCAAAGGUGUGUAGUGGUCCUUUCUUCAGUUUCUCUAUCUUUCUUUAUCCCUUUCUACUGCCAGAGUGAAUAAUGGAGUUUUCUAAGGUGGCUCUUACUUUUGAGUCUGAGGACAAAAUCUUAUGGAGUGGCCAUUCAAACAAAAUUUCUCUACCUGUACUUUCCAUAUUCUCAAUGGAACAGUGGCAUUAAUUUGUUUUGUUGUUGUUGUUUUUUUGACAGCCUCCUCUGGUUUAGUUCAUCCUUUGGUCUUGGUUGAGGACAGUAUUGAGGGCAGUAAUCCAAAUUCCAUGAACUCAGCAGGAGCCAGUAGGUAGGAGUGUUAAAAUCACCUGCAAGAGCACUCCCUAUAAUGGCCUAUAUGGGGAGGCUCCGCCCGAGAGGGGUACCUUUCUCAGGCUUGAGGUAUAUAAAAGGGUAGGGAUUACACUAAUUAUUGAAGUAUAUGAAAGGGUAGGAAAAUCUGUCGUUGUGGUUUGUGAGAGGACCUAAUAGGGCUAGCAGAUGCAUUUUAUGGCUGUGAAGAAGACAAGAAAUCUUUCUUGUUUAGUGUGAUUUAUUUAUAUUUAAAAGACAAUGCAUUUGCAGCAGUUAAGGGAUCGAGUGUUCUAAACUAGAUAUGUGAAAGGGGUACCAUUUGUCAAUAAAAGGUAUACGAAAGGGGUACCUUUUCCAUCAAAAACGGAAUACAAAAGAGUAAGUUGAUUAUAGGAUUAUAGAUAAGUUACUAUCAAUAACUUGUGAGAGAAAACCAUAUAAGAUCAUGUAAAUGUCAUGGAGUGUUCUAAAUAAACAGGUACAUGUGCACGUGUUUAUAAUAAUAAAUUGUGCUUUUUGUGCUUUUUAUAGUCCGGCACCAAAGAAGAAGAGGCGAAAACUGGCAUCUGUAAGUAUGAUACCGUACCAGUACAUAAUAAAAUAUAUGAUCUAGGUAAAAGUUCAAGUUUGUAAAUGGUCUGUACUGCAUAAUAUCAUCAAAUAAAAGCUAGGAUCGAAAAAACGACAAGCAACUUCUGAUCAAUAAUGUUGUCGCUCCAAAUUUCCUUCUGUUUUCUUGGCUAAAGAGGGAGAAUUACAGGGGUGGAUCCAGAAAAUUCAGAAAGGAGUGCCCUGGACACUUGCCCACUUGCCAGCUAUAUAGAUACUUUUGAUUUUUCUGAGAAUUUUAUGCAAAUAAUACAAAAUUUCAAAUAAAAAGGGGUGGCCAUAGCCCCCUCUGCUCACCCCUAAAUCCACCCUUGUUAACUGAUAUUACAUCAGGAAUCACUUUCACACAUCCUUCAAACCAGUUUGAGGACUGUUUGAGGAUUAAUCACAAUCUGGUUGGACAUAAUUGGAAAGGCAAAAAAAAAAAAAAGUACUACAACUUUCAUUAUACUAGACCAUGAGACCAAAAUCACUAAGAUAAUUAAUAUAUAAUAUUAUAAAUAUAAUGUUAUAUCUCUUGAUGGUAUGAAUAUGGUGCGAGGCUGUAUGGUGAAUUAAGACCCACUAAACUUGCCCACCACAGAAUGUGAAUUGACUGACUAUGGUUGUACAAACUUUGCUUUGUGUGAAAUAUGUUGACCAGAUUUGCUGUAAUAACAUAUAAGCUUCUUUAGCAGGUUAGUCAUGGUUCCCCUGGCACAGAUGAUGGCAAAAAUAAGCAGUCAUCACACAUAAUAAUAGACAAAAGUGAGUCCGGCGGCCUGCAAUGUAGUCCUGUUUAGUUUGACUUUUAAAAGCAAUAACGGACAGGUCAGAGGUGCUAUGUUGAGAAAAAUAUAAGGACAAGAUAAAAUUUUCUUGAGGUCGCGGAAAGUUGGGAAUUUGGCACUAAUAUGAGAAACUGUGAGUGUUUGUAAAAGUCAAUGAAAAAUUGAGAGAAUUGUAUGUUCAGGUUUCCACAUUAUUAGAGAUGAGUCACGUUUAAGGCAAACGGCAAACGUCAGAUUCAAGUUGAGAAUUCCUCAGAAUAGAAAAAAAGCAGAUAAAAACUGUCCAGAACAACUCUUAUACAAAAAACUGGCGUGAAACUACUUAUAUUUGAGUGGAAGUAAUAAACAGCAAACGACAAAUACGGGGAAAAUUUGGUUAAGUGGUACAAAUUCACUUUUGCCGUUUGGCGUAAACGUGAAUCUUAAUCCCUGUAUCAUCGGGAUUUUACUCUGAUGCAGCUUUCAAAGAUAUUAAUUCAGUUUCUUUUUGCAACCUGAAUAUUUCAUUAGACUAGAAAUUUAGGACCCCGCCUCCCAUCUAUGUUGAAAAAAAAUUAGAUCCUACUGCCAUACUCAAGUGUACUCCUUGGGUUUAGCUAAAAGAAAUCCCUAGGGAAGUGGUAAAAACCAAAUGUUCUCCCCCCCCCCACCCCAUUCAAGAUCUCCUCCUUUGAAUUUGCUCCGUGCUUUCAUAUAGCAACAAACCUAACAGUGAAUAAAAGCUUAACAUUUUGAGUCAGCGCUUAACCCUAAUCAUGAUCGAAAUCAUGGGUCGAAGGGGGGCAAAACUGACUGUUUCCCCGUACAAGACAUAAGUCAGCAUUUUUUUAUGGGGGGACAGGGGGUACAUAGAGACAUCAUCAGUAUUUCUGUGGAGUGGUGGCCAUGGGUCCAAAUUGUGUACAGCAGACGACGCUGUUCUAAUAUGUAUUUCUAAAUCCUUGCGUCAGAUUGUGGUUCCGUGAGUCAAAGCCUUUCAGAUGACUUUCAUGUAUCCGUGGAGGCGUGGCAUCUUCUGAACACCCAUGUUGAUUAUAAAAACGGUUAGUUUUGAAUUCUUUUUUCACUUUGUAUUUGCGCAUUUUUUUCAGUCUUUUUCACAGUGGAAUGUUAUGGGCUGAAAUCCCACAUGGGACUUAGCAGAAUGCAGAAUAGAUGUUAUUUUUUGCGUUUCAGGCAAGCGUAGGCAAGCACAAAAACAGCGCGCUGCGCGAGUCACACGCAACGGGAGGCACGCGUGACUCGCGCGGCACCCUCUUCUUGCGCUUGCCUUCGUGUCUCGAUGACUGUGAAUUCGCGCCAUUUCAAACUUUAUCGUUCUUAUUCCAUCCCACAGAAUUUAUAAGAUGUUAGCGGAUUUUUCUGUAGUCAAUUUCUGAAGGACUCAAUCUUAAUUCUGUUGGUUCUACAGGAAAGGAAACAGAAAAUCUCUGUCUUGUGUUGACGUGCUACAUAAAACUUGAUUAGUAGUCUCCCGUUGUGCAGCAAGGGCAAAGAAAUGUACGAAGAAAGUGUGAUGCGUGUACAGAGCUUUUUAAUGCUAAACCUCGGUUUUUACCUUUUUUGUUGCCAUCGCCGUCAAAGUAGAAGAAAACCCUAACUCGUAGACUAAUUGUUAAGUAGAAUUGUUUUGGUUUUGCUCAGUUGUUGUUGUCGUUGUUUAUAUGCGCACCAACGUAAGAAUAUCUUUUGGUCAGAUUUUGUUCGUCUAUUGGAUGAGUGGGAGGUUGGGCAGUGGAACUGGAUGAGAACGUUUCAAGUUGACCGACUUAUUUAUAAGGUAAAAAAGCAGUUCUUGUCUUAGAAGGGUAGUUAUCGUUUGAUAAAAUCACUAGGUCGAAGCAUUUUAGUUAAUUUCAUUCAUUUUUGUUGAUUACGAGCCAUAAAGUUCACGUUAGCAAAGGAAAUUCUUUUAAGACAAAUGAAGUUUCUUUCGCAAGGGGUCAUGGGAAUGUUCAAUGUGCUGUGAGGAGGAUCAUGGGAAAGCUUUAAAAACGCAAAGGCUCACUGUAUCCUUCACCCUUCCUAUAAUCCCAUAAUCCCUUCGUAAAAACAAAGAAAUGACUGAGUACAAGGCAGAUGUGUUUGAAAAUUGACGGCUAACGGGCCUUAUGUUUUUGCUAGGGAAAAUACAAAAAGGCGGUGGAGUUUCUACAAGAACAGAGGCUUUCUUCGGAGCAAGAUACUUCAUCCAACCAAGAGGUAAGUCUUUGUAGAAAUUAAAAUUUCUCAAGCUGUUUUAUUUAUUUUGGUGUUCCUUUUUGCGUGACAUCUUAUUAGAGGCCUAUUAAUCCAACUUCGACCUAUUUCCUAGCCUUGCGCGCAGACGUUUUUGUCUUGCCACGCGUCGUUCCUCCCCAACGAAGCCCUCCCCUCUUGGGGAGGAGCGUUGCGUGACGAGACAAAACGGGUGGAUGGGAGACUACCUAUUUUCCAGGGCUGAGUUUCUCAAAGCAUGGUUAGCUUUAACCACUGGUUAAGCAGUAUCAAAACCAAUACGUUGUCAAGGUAUUAAACGCUGGUUAACGGUAACCAUGCUUCGAGCAACUGGGCCCAGCACUUUAAUUUCCCUCGGAUAUUUGGCCACUGCCAAUUUCUGAGACCAUGGUCAAACUCCUUGUAUCUUUUAUCUUUCAGUUAUUGAUAAGAGGCGCCAUUCAAUUAUCCUGUUGUUACUUUCAACUUGACGAUCAUAAGGUAAUAAAAAAUCACGUCGGCAAACACAAGUUGUUGUCGACUUCUCUCGAUUGUGUUUUUGAGUGGCUGAUUACGGAAAGGUACUAAACCCUAGAAAAAGUGCAAUUAAUUGAUGGCAAGUGGCGACUUAAAUGCAUAAAAUAGUUCGCAACAUUACCAGAAACAGAGUAAUAAAGAAGAAGCAACAGGUAAAAACAACAAGUGAUUGUAGGAAGCCCAGUUCUGGCCCCUCUCUCUCUGUCACGCAACGCCCUCUCCCGGCGUUGCGUGACAGAGAGAGGGGGGCGAGAACUGGACUAACUUGCUAGGCCGCCGCUUAGUAGAGGUUUGACGGUGCUUUCAAGUUUGUGUGUUGUUUUCUUGAUUUUUCUUGUUAUCUUUUCCACAGAGAGCAUGUGAAGAAGCUCUCUAUGGUCUUCAGUUUUUUUCGUCAAGAAGCUCGACCACAGAAAACAUGGCACUGAAACGAUCGACGUCAGUCCAUCAAGGAAAACUUGACGUAACUGGAAACGACUCGGCAACCGCAGCAUCUUCUACUUCUGGUAAUUUAGGAUUUGUUCCACAAACGAAGCAUAGCAUUAAGAUAAAGGGUUUUUUUAGCAUAAAAAAAUGGCGUGGAAUUGAUGAACUUUAAAUAUUAAAACUGUUACAAUAGAAAUUACAAGCCCUCGUUCCGAUGAAUUAAUUAGCAAUCAUUGGAUUCGGCUUUCUUUUGAUAUGAAGAAUUAUGCAGAUCGAGGUAACACCCUGUGAGAUCUUCAUAAUUUUUCACAUCAUGCGACAUCCGAAUCCAGUAAUUUUUUUUUCAUACAUUCUAUGUACUUAUUGAUUGAAUAGGAGGGUCGAACGGGAAAAUAUUUGGCUCGAGGUUAGGGCGUGCGGACCGAGGGCAGCGGUCAGGACGCACGGACACCAUUUUCUCCAACCUCGUUCGGGGGUUUUCUAUCUUUUCUUUCUCGAGGCAAGAGGGAGAACCCUAGGAACGAGGUUUGCACUGGUUAAACAGCUAAGCCACGCCUUUUGUCCUUUUUCUAUUAUUGACGUCGAUUGAUAUUGAUAUCGACGAAUAUUGUCUAAAUUUAGGAAUAGCUGGUUAUGAAGAAUUUGCCAGAGGAUUUAAACCAAUCAGCAACGGAGGAGCGUGCGUCACAUGAUUUCUAAUCUUGUGCCUUUACUUCCAGGUCGGACUUUACGGCUGAUUCAGUGCAGUGAAGCGGAAGUUCUGUCCUUUUGUGUGCGUUUACUUCUGUCUUCCCUCAAGGUGAUCAAGUCACUUUAAACGAACGAUUGUGACAAUGGGGAACGAAAACAAAGACGGUUUUGAGCGACGCAAGUCACCGGAAGCUAUUCUGCUACACAGCCAUGGGGAGGAGCGUUGCGUGACGACACUAAAAACGGCUGUGUAGCAGACUAACCGGAAGUGGACUUUUUUCAAUCUUGGGCAGUGGUUUUGCCCACAUUUUCUGCCAAAUUGUCUUUGUAAGAGUAAAGAAACUUAUUUUAAAAGGCAAAAGCCCUUAUUUCCGGUUAACGUACGUCGCUCAAUUGCUAAAGCUCCCUGAUAAGAAUCAGAAGGUGACUAAGCCAAGGUCUUUGUGUUGCUGAUGAUGUAGUCAUGAAAUCACUUAAUGACAUCGAACCUAAGACUAAAAGGCAUUCCCAAACAUUAGUUACAAAUUCAAGUGCAAAUAACAACAACAAUAGAGAAACAACGAUUAUUCGUUUUUCUGUUACCAAGUUAUUCUUGUAGAUCUUUUUAAUUGAGAAGUUAGUGACAUCAAACACUUUAAAAAGUGUCUCAUCACAAAUUAAACACCUUGUAGUUCGUGAAAAAUUUUCGGCUACGCGUCUCAUUUUCAUCUCUCCUCUCGGUGUUUGAUAUGUUAUAAAACACCCCGUCUCGUGUUUUAUCGUAAGAUCGCUAAAAAAAAAAAAACCCUGUGAUCGCAGCGAUGAUUUGAAAACACUUUUUCAACGAUCAUUCCGUAUCAUUUAGAGCCAUCUUUGCUAUUAUUUGGAAACCGUUUUCCUCUGAAUAUAUCGCUUCCAGGAGUAAUUCUUAUGCCACAUUUUCAAGCUAGCAACCAACUAAGGGAAAAGCCCUGGGGACGAGGUUGUCGAGGCGGUUAUAUAUGAACCAGUUAUCGCAAAGAUCGGUAAAUUUUCACUGUAGCGGCCGUAGUGAAACCAUUCUUAACCUCUAAACAAAACCCAACCUUCAACACAAUAGCUAACAACAGUAUUGCGUACAGCAUAAAAAACGACACCAACUUUUCUUUUCGUCUUCCUUCUUCAGCAAAGGCUGGCGACAGAAGGACGUAAUGACACCCUCAUAGGUCACGUGAUCGUUCUUCUGCAGUAUGGUUGGCCAAGAGAGGAAGCAACUUUUUAUGAACUCCUCGACAAGAUCCGUGAUCACGGCGGGCUGAAAUACAGAGUGUUUUUCAACUAUGUAAGCAGUAUCCUUUUGCAGUACUUUCUUUUUGGUUGUUUUGUUUCCUUUAAACCCUGCAAGGGACUAAAAUAUGAAUAGGCCGUUCCGAGUUCCCCGGGUCUCUGUAUCAAAACAAGGGUAAGUGCUCAGCCUUUGAUAUGGAAAUGAUUUUUCAUUGUCGUGCAAAUAAAACUCAUUUACACAAGAAAGGUGCACUUGACCUUAUUUUGAAAGUGAGGGUUUUUGGAACUCGGAAGUAGCCUAUUAAAAAAUGACGUGUGGUAUUCUUUUACACGAAUCGCAAAAAUCCUUGCCGUGAAGUACAUUACUGUUGUACCUCUACUUAAUACAAAAAACUGCUCUUUUACGAAUAGCUCCCUUGGUCCCCUAACAUGCAAAACUUCAGACAAUCUCAUUUUCUAUAAUACGAACACCUGUGUAAUGCGGAUACUUGGUUCUGUCCCUUUUGGUGUUCCUUUUAAGAUGGUUUGACUGAGUAGGUUCUGACAGAAAGUGACUCCAAAGACAACGUGGAUUUCCAUUGUAAAUCAGAGCUUUUAACCACACAAGUCCAAUAUGUUUUAAAUGCAAAACCAUGACUCAGAGUAUAACGAAACCAGCGUAAUUACUAAUUACAGUAAUUUGGAUUUUGUUUCCUCUGGAUUUUCAUUGCAUAUUCACUCAAAUUACUCCUUGCUUAUGGUGGAGGAAGAGGUUGGAAAUUAGGCUCAAAACUGUUACUUACGUCAACCAACUCUUGUCUUUCGUUUCAAGUUAAUAUACUGUUAACUUAGCUGUAAGAGAGAAGAGUGAUAAUGGUAAAGAUGAUAUUCAUAAUGAUGAUAACGUUGAUGGUGAAUGAUAUCAGGGACUUUAAGAUCCAACGACGCGGACGGCAACGAGAACGUGAAAAAAAAACAAAAGGUUUUAUAAGCAAACAACAACUUUGCACGUGCAUCACGUUUUUUUGUACAUUUCUUUCCUGUUUUUGCACGACUUCGACGUGAAAAUGCCUUAUUUCCCGUUUUAAGGAGGACGUAAAUAAGCAACGACGAAAUUUUAUUUCUCUUUCCGAGCUAGAAUAUGGUCACUUGAAAUUCAGCUUCAGAAGGGUUCGCCUAGUACAUUUGACAAAGUAAGUGGUAGGAAUAAUCGCUGUAAAGACUAAAAGAACGCAAAUUCACUUUUUAAGCGACGUUCUCGUUGCCGUCGCGUUGUCGGAUCUUAAACUCCCUCUUAAGCAACAAUGACGGUGACGGCUUCGAAAAGUAAAGUCGCGCUGCUUCCAUCUUCAUCGCACUUAUUCCAUCACGUUCAAUUCGUCAAAUGCUGGCAAUGUUUUCUGGAGUUAAAUUCUGAAAGCGGGUAACGAAGUUCAGGAAAAGAAAAACAAAGUCGUUGUUUUGUGUUCACGUCCUCCACAAGACGUGAAAUUAGGCAUUUUCACGUCGUAGUCGUGCAGUGACGGCAAGGGAAUGUACAAAAAAGCGUGGUGCACGUGCAGAGUUGUUGUUUGGCCAAUCUAAACCGAGUCUUGUUUUGCCUCUCUCGCUGACGUCCCCGUUGUCGUUGCUUGAGCUCAAUAAUAAUGAUGAUGGUGAUAAUGCUGCUGCUGCUGCUGCUGAUGAUGAUGAUGAUGACGGUAGUGGUGGUGGUGGUGGUGGUGUAAAGGUAUUGAGUUGUUCAUUUUAACUGUUGCCAGAUAUCGAUAUUUUAGAAGAGUUCGCUCAUCUUUACACUGACGACAGCUAUAAUCUUGAUCUUGUUCCUGUUGCUACGUCUGGUUCAAGGUGAGCACGCUUCUACUGUGCCAACAUCAAACUGAUCCUUUUCUCUUGGAAACUGUUGAGAUUUUUCUGCUGAUCUUCGUUUUUCUUCACAUACGAUCAACUGUCUCAUAUAAAACUUGGGCUAAUGUGCCUUCAUAAAGGGUUUAGGAGGGCUUAUCAUCGGAGGGGCUUGUAUCCAAGGAGGCUUAUAGACCUCUUUAGCUUGUAUGUUUUGUUUUCCCAAUAGAGGUCCCGGGGAAACUUGACCCUUUGUCUCGUCAUAAUUAUGCGUACUUAUGCACGUGAAUAUGACGAAAUUUGAAAGAAACAGUUCCCUAGAGUAUUAUCACAUGACCUGUAUUAGGAAAACAAAACGUACAAGCUAAAGAGGUCUUUGGCCGGACAAGAAAAUGCGUUUGCAAACCAGCUAUGGCAGUGCUGAUCAAAAUACGUUUUGCAUUUGCUGGAGUCUAUUUCUGCUUCAAAAUGUCAUAAUAAAUCGAAUUUAUUCCAAUACAUUUGGAGAGUGAUUAUAUCCGGGUCUUAUAAUCGGACGGUUUUUGUUGUUGUUGUUGUUGUUUACAGGUACAUGGGCCUAUAACUGGGGGAUUCAUGAGUAGGGGGCGUAUUAGCGGCAGUUUACGGCAUAUGCGACAAUAGCGGAGAGCUUUAGAUUUGAGGAGCGCGUGUUCUAAACAAAGACACCCCGGAAAGCUUCACUUUACUUUUUUUCACCAAAAAAGUUAGUACGGUUAUUUAUACUGAAGAAGGUUAAGCCCUCUCCAGAUAGCAAAAUGAUAAAACUUCUUACAUUUGAUAACUUGUUCCCGCCACACGCUAAAACUCGUAGUAGAUCAGAAUGACGACGGCUAUCACGUUUUCCCGCCAAAAUGACGCUUGUUCACGCGUGAGCAAUACUCAGUCUUGAGAAAAUCUCGUACUGGUAGUCGUCCUCGUCUCAGAAUCAGCUAGAAUCUAAAGCUCUCUUAUAGGCCACUUGCACUAAGAGGUCACGUGACCAAUGCUUCCUUUAAACAACGGGUUGGAAUCUUGCUGAUGCCAAAAAUUGACAAAGCACAUAAAAAUUAUCUUACACCCGAAAUUUGAGAGGAAACGCGUCUAGGGGUGAUAUUUUAUGGCACUUUGAUUUUUCAACAAAGUAGUAUGAUUUGUAUUGGCCGCCCUGCUGGAGGGCAUACUCUUGCCCUCCAGCAUGGCGGCCAAAACUACUUUUUGCUUAUACAUUUUGUUAAACGUUUGAUAGUUACGCUCAGAUGUGCUGUAAACGUUACCACGUCAUCUUUUCAACAUUUUCCUUGAAGUUUAAGUGCAAAAUUUGCGUUCAGAAAGAGGUGAUUCAUAAUUUUAAAAAUCACAUUUUGGUCACGUGACCAGCUACGAACUUACUCAUUUUAAGAAAAUGGUGCGGGUUUGAAAAACCAAAUAACUAUUGUUUUGUUUAAGAUAUGACCUGACUUAUGAUGAUGUGUUUGUUUCAUAUCUAUCUUUUUACAGUAGAGCCGUAACCCGAGGGGUAAACAAGGGGGCCAAGGAAGACUUCCGUGCCGCCCUGGAGCGACAAAUCGCACGAAGUGACGAGAAUUUCGAGCCAUUGCUUAGAGGUUUUUUCCAGGAAGAGGCAGAUUCCCUAGUAAACUAA